Messenger RNA from Notolabrus celidotus (New Zealand spotty), 5726 nucleotides. RefSeq names its product recombination signal binding protein for immunoglobulin kappa J region b (gene rbpjb). The record is from RefSeq and is a predicted model, not a curated record. Lineage: Eukaryota; Metazoa; Chordata; Actinopteri; Labriformes; Labridae. The transcript has 11 exons. Gene Ontology annotation, cellular component: MAML1-RBP-Jkappa- ICN1 complex; nucleus. The coding region runs from base 259 to 1737 and encodes 492 amino acids. Gene Ontology annotation, molecular function: DNA-binding transcription activator activity, RNA polymerase II-specific; RNA polymerase II cis-regulatory region sequence-specific DNA binding. Gene Ontology annotation, biological process: regulation of transcription by RNA polymerase II; Notch signaling pathway.
GAUCUCGCGUGAUCUUGGAAGUUUCCCACGCCUGUUGUUGUGGCGUCUGCCCUUUUCGCUCACUCUCUCUCUCCCCUCUCCGCCGCCUCCCCUUUUUUUUUCUCUCUCUCUCCGUCUUCCUCACCCACCCCCUUUUUCUCUCCGUCUCCCUCGUCCCUACACCUCCAGUCUGCUUCUGUUGUCUCGGCGGAUUGUUGGGCUGUGGGAGAGAGGAAAGGAUAUCGCGAGUAUUGGAGUUUUGGUGAGAGUUUGUGGAAGAUGGCGCCUGUUGUGACAGGGAAGUUCGGGGAGCGCCCUCAGCCACAGCGCCUAACAAGAGAAGCGAUGAGGAAUUACCUGAAGGAGCGAGGCGACCAAACUGUCAUGAUCCUGCACGCAAAAGUUGCACAGAAAUCCUACGGCAACGAGAAAAGGUUUUUCUGCCCUCCUCCCUGCGUUUACCUGAUGGGCAGCGGCUGGAAGAAAAAGAAGGAGCAGAUGGAGCGAGACGGCUGCUCUGAGCAGGAGUCGCAGCCCUGCGCCUUCAUCGGCAUCGGAAACAGCGACCAAGAAAUGCAGCAGCUCAACCUGGAGGGAAAGAAUUAUUGCACAGCCAAAACCUUGUACAUAUCCGACUCUGACAAGAGAAAGCACUUCAUGCUGUCCGUCAAGAUGUUCUACGGCAACAGCGCUGACAUCGGCGUCUUCCUCAGCAAGAGGAUCAAAGUCAUCUCCAAGCCUUCCAAAAAGAAGCAGUCCCUGAAAAACGCUGACCUGUGUAUUGCAUCAGGGACCAAGGUGGCACUCUUCAACCGGCUUCGGUCCCAAACGGUCAGCACGCGUUAUCUCCACGUGGAGGGCGGCAACUUCCACGCCAGCUCCCAGCAGUGGGGCGCCUUCUACAUCCACCUGUUGGAUGAUGAGGAGUCAGAAGGAGAAGAGUUCACUGUGAGAGACGGUUACAUCCACUAUGGUCAGACGGUCAAGCUGGUGUGCUCGGUCACCGGCAUGGCGCUGCCAAGACUGAUCAUCCGAAAAGUGGACAAACAGACGGCGCUGCUGGACGCCGACGACCCCGUCUCCCAGCUCCACAAGUGUGCCUUCUACCUGAAGGACACAGAACGCAUGUACCUGUGCCUUUCCCAAGAAAGGAUCAUACAGUUUCAAGCCACUCCAUGCCCAAAGGAACCAAACAAGGAGAUGAUCAACGACGGCGCCUCCUGGACAAUCAUCAGCACAGACAAGGCCGAAUACACUUUCUACGAGGGCAUGGGCCCCGUCCACUCGCCUGUCACCCCCGUGCCUGUGGUAGAGAGCUUACAGCUAAACGGCGGAGGAGACGUCGCCAUGCUGGAGCUGACGGGACAGAACUUCACUCCAAAUCUGCGGGUCUGGUUCGGAGACGUAGAGGCGGAAACCAUGUACAGGUGUGCGGAGAGCAUGCUGUGCGUGGUCCCCGACAUCUCCGCCUUCCGCGAGGGCUGGCGCUGGGUGCGGCAGCCCGUCCAGGUCCCCGUCACGCUGGUUAGGAACGACGGCAUCAUCUACUCCACCACACUGACCUUCACCUACACGCCGGAGCCCGGGCCACGGCCGCACUGCAGCGCCGCCGGAGCCAUCCUAAGGGCCGGAAACUCCACCCUGCUCACCAACAGCAGCCAGGAGACCGGCUCCGGCGUCUACGGCCCCAACAGCACCUCCAACGCGGGAGUCACGUCCUCGUCCUCCACCGCCGCAGCAGCAGCCGUGGUCUCCUAACGCACACCAGGGGGCGCCACAACACAAUAUGCCUUGAGAGGAAAAAAAACGUACCACAAGGUGUAUGAAGACUAUGGGAAAUAAUAAACAAAAACUGACUCACUCUAAAGUGCUGCGUUUGGAGUUUGGAUACAAAGAAGCUGAAAUUGGCGAGAGAAAGGAGCGGGGGAAUAUCUGAAGGAGGAGCGACAUCACGACGUUGUCAGCUAAUGGGAAUACGCGUUUUUUUCAAAAAAGUGCUCCUUGCCACGCCCCCCUCUCCUGUGGUUACUUUAGGGACCUGCCUAUCCAAGUUCUGGUGUUUGGAACAGAGAGAAGUUCCUGCAGGCUCAGAGCACCAGCACCUUUCUACAGAAAACCACAACAACAAUACAUCCAACGUGAACAAAAGAGUCUCUCGGAAGGAAAGCGUGUUUUUUUGUGUGCCACCCGAAGCCCCUCCCACUUUUUGUUUAUAAGUAUUCUGUUUGUUUUCUCUUCUUUUGCCUUCGUUCGUGGUUCCCUGACGGGGCGGCUGGAUGUAUUGUUGUUGGAGGGAGCGCGAGGAUGCAGAGGGACACACAGAAAACGUGACGAUGAGAUAGUUUUUAUGGACCAAGGAUCUUGUAUAAGCUUUAGUAAAGGUACAUUUUUCUCCAUACCUUUUUUGUAUUAAACAUAUAGUACACUUUUGUUACCAAAUAGUUUCUAUUCUUCCUCUGAGCUCGGGCUUUGUUUCCCCCUUUUUUCGAGGUCCAAAACCCCAGCCUGUAUGUUAUUGCGACCUUACAAAAAAACGCCUGCUUUUUCAGUCUUCGGAUUGAACUGUUUCUUGUUUCAUUUUUGAUACUCUUUGCUUCUUCUGUUAGGAAAAAACAAAUCUGAAGUCUGGGUUGUUUAUUUACGUAAGCAAAGUUUUUUUUUGUUUUGGUUUUUUUUAAAUGGGGAAUAACCUCAGAGGGCCUAUGUGUUAUCAUUGGUUUUUUAUGAAGUCUUUAAAAAGAAAAGCUUUAAGCAACGCCUCUGCCUUGCCUGCAAUACUCUAUGUGCGCUACGUCUCCUUACACACAUCAGUACAUCUCACACGGAGCGACGUCUGCAGAAAAACGUCAGAACUUAGACUUCCACCGUUACAAAAACUCGUCAUUUAAAUGUACUUCAAAGAUAGCCUUAGUACUGUACUCUCUUACUGCGCUCACAGUCGGACCGGUCACAUAUCUACAGUUCUAUCUGUCUCUCUAUUGGUCACUGCUAACGUAUCAGCUAACGUGGUGAAACUUAGCGAGGUGUCUUCCAGUGUGUGCUGUACUUCUGCUGGCAUUUAACUCCAAAAAUAGACUUUUCAAUUUGAUGUGGCCUUACCGAUAACUUCAAAUACAACCACACGAAAAAAAAGCAACCACACUUCAUGUUUUCGUAUAUCUGCUGUUUACUCACCGUGGAAGAACCUGUGCAUAGCACAAAACAAGCUAACGCCUCGCUUCUUAUCACAGGAGCUCCGCCGUGUCCGAGCUCACCGCUGCGUCUCCACGCUAAAGCAGCCUUCUGAAGGACGUCUACGCCUUCUUCUACUUAUCUUCUUCUUCUUCUUCUUCUCCUUCUGUGGUGUACAAGUACAAAUUACGCCUGUCGUUUUUUAAUCUCAUGGGGGUGCCCAGCACCUUUUCACUUUUGGUACAACGUCUCACGAGCGCUGUAGAAGCUCCUUUCAGCCUUCUUUUUUAAAAAACAAACAACAAAAAAAAGGAUCUCCUGUGUUUUUUAUUCUCUUUGCAGAAAAAAAAAAAAGCGUGUGUACAUUGUUGAACUCACUGUCCGAGUUAGUUGCACUCAUCCGUAUCCAUCGCAACCCGCUGCGUCUCCUGUAGGAGCAUAAAAGGCCUUCUAAAUGUGUAUUAUCGAAGACGUGCAUUUCUCCGAACAUAACAGCAAUAUUGUACAGGUUAGUUCAUCGUCCUUGUCCGCCUGAGCACGAGUUCACCAGCCAGCAAAUCUGUAUGUGUAUGUGUGAGUGUGUGUUUGUGUGCGUGAGUGUCAUAUGUAGUUGCUGCGAUGGAACAUCGAGUCAGACUCGCUCCAUUUUUUUUCAAAGUGCGCUCUCCAAAACAAAAAACGAAGAAAAACCCCGGAGACUCCUGGAGGGUUUUUCCGUCUUCCACCUCGAUCCAAAUGUCUGCUAAUUUUGGAUAAACAUUCAAAGGCAAUACUUGUGAAUUGAAAGUAUUACAGUACGACUGUAAACACACCCGGGGAAACAUAAAGAACAACAAUACUGUAACUUGAAUGUCUGCUUGAUGAAGUAUUUUCUUCUUUCAAACAAAAACCCUUGAAAUAGGAACAAAAAGGAUUCGUUUGCACCCUUUCACGAUAAAAAAAAGACCCCGCCCACCUGUCAGUCAUUAAUGUUAAAUGUUUUAUAUUGUAAUAUUGAUAUUUUUUAAAUUAUUGGUACAAAGUCUCCCCUUGUCUUAUGUCGAAUAAAAAAAAAAGAAAGUGCAUUAUCGCCCGUGCUGCCUAGGUUGGCCUGGGAGUGUAUUUUUUUAAAAAGAGGCCACUUCUCGUCUAUCCUGGAAAAACCCGCGGAGGAGGAUGUCGGUGCUGCAGCGACAAGUGUAGCAUCCAAUAAAAGUUUGCGCUUCUUCCUGAUCCCUUUACUCUGCAGGAUGGAGGUCACAAAAUCUUAACUGUAGAUUUCUAAGUGUUGUUUUUCUCUGUGUUUACUAGCUCUCAAUGAAGCGCGUUUUUAACAAAGCCUCUGCAUUAGCAUCACACGCACCCCGCUCACCCCUCCCUUCCCUCCCCUCUCCUCCCCCUGCCUGUCCUCCCCUUGCUUUCCCUAGAGCUCGGAUAUUUUUGGGUUUUUGUUUACACGUCCAGACGCCUCUUUACCCCCCCCCCACCCUCUCUCCUCCUCUCCCCUUGAUCCUACCUCCCUUCUCUGCCUCUUCAUCAUCUCCUCAUGCGAGUCUGAACAGAGCGGCUCGGUCACAUCCCGCUCGAGCUAAUAAAGGGGUCGAUGCAUGCUGUUGAGAAAAAAAAUGUGUCGCCUUGACAAUCUGAGCUGGUUUACAGUUUAUGUGUCUCUUAAAAAAAGCUCUUCUGUUUUAAGAGAUCGGGAGGAUACAGAAAAAAAAAUGGUCAGAAAAUGUUACUUCUCAAAAACACGCGAUAUUAACCUAGCGGCAAAGACUGCGCUAUCAUGUUCGCGAUGCUAAUCCGUUUUCUUUCUUGUUUGUGUCUGGUCAUAUUUUUGCUCUUCCAAAAGCAGCUGUUUUUCUUUUGUGUUUGUUUUUUUUUAUAAUAAUGAGCUCUGAACAAUGUAUGUAUCCUCUAAUAUGCCAAAUGUCUUUUUAUAAUGUAGUUUUCAUGCACUGCUAAACAAAAACAGGGCAGAGUGAGAGGCAGCUUUAAACGAAUAAAAAAAGGAGUGUGGAGCCCUUCUCUGUCGCACUCAGCCUUACUUCUCCUUAAGACUAUGUGGCUGUUUGCACUACAGAGCGCUAACCUUUCUCUUUUUUUCUCUCACACAUUUCAUCCUCACUCUUUAUCGCUCAUGUUUAUGUUUGUACAUUUGGAGUCCCCCCCCCCCCCCACCCCUUCUGCCUCCUUUCUUUUGUUUUUUAACACGCAGCCUGUUAUGCUAGCUUUGCUACAGUUGGAUCACUCUCUUUUUCGUUCCUCCUCCUCUUCACUCUCUUUCACUCUCACUGUAUCUGUGUAUUAUUCUAGUAAAUGGUAAGCAGAGGUGUCAUUGUGGUAGUUAUACUCAGUGCUCAAAGGGUUGCUGAUGGUAGAAACCUGUGCCGUUUGUAACAUUUAGCAAUAAAAAACAAAGGGGACGGUGUUCUGUUUUUUUUUUUUUUAUAACAUAAAGUUAGUUUUGUUUUUGUACAUAUUGCAGCUCCAGAUCAUGCUCAAAAAUCUGUAUGUCAUUAAAAGAAGAAAAAAAGGAGAAAAAAACUUGCAAUAUUGGCAUAAAAAUGAGAAAUAAAAAGUGAUAUAAAAUCUUA